Molecule: messenger RNA, 150 nt
Organism: Acytostelium subglobosum LB1
Lineage: Eukaryota; Evosea; Eumycetozoa; Acytosteliales; Acytosteliaceae
Exons: 1
Coding region: 1-150 (49 amino acids)
Source: RefSeq, a predicted model, not a curated record
AUGAAUGAGGUGGAGGAGAUGAAGGAGGAGGAGGUGGAGGUGGUCGUGAUGGUGGCUUGGUCGAAUAUGAUUGACUUGAAUGAUGAUGAAGUGAUAGACUUGAUGGUCGAAUCAUUAACCAACUUUGAUGAUGUUGAUGGUGUAAUAUAG